CUUUCCAUGGGCCAGUUAUUUGUAAAAUGAUUAGGCUAGUAAAAUUCACUUCAUGCGGAAAAUGGCGUGUUUCGCCGUUAACUUUAUUCUUUCGGACCGGGGCAAGACGCUUAAUAGCCAAUGAAACGCGAGGGGGCGGUGCGCCUUGGAAUUUACGUGUUGUAUUACAACGUGGCUACACCAGUUUCCUUUAAGUCGAAACCCCGAAUUCAGUGCAGUGUGACUUUUAAGAUACUUACCAGAAAACAUACGCCGCGGAAAUUUGAUUAAGUGCAUGUACCAAUCGAGGCAGAGAGAGAAACAGAGACAUCGGGGACUACCUCUCCAAGGAGAGUGAACAAGGUCAAGAUGGAGAAGCUUCCGUUGCCCGGAGACGACGAGGGGUCUGGGAUGACGGGGGGCCAGUCCCAGUCCCAGCUCCUGGACGGGGUGGAGGAUUUGAGCCAGGGCGGGGUGUCGGUGGACCCCUCCCGCCCGGCCUGGGACAGCAAGCUGCAGUACGUGCUGGCCCAGGUGGGGUUCAGCGUGGGCCUCGGAAACAUCUGGAGGUUCCCUUACCUCUGUCACCAAAAUGGAGGAGGUGCGUUUCUCCUGCUGUACGUGGUGCUCCUGGUGGUCGUGGGGGUUCCGCUGUUCUUCCUGGAGCUGGCCGCGGGACAGGGCAUCCGGCAGGGCAGCAUCGGGGUGUGGAAACACAUCUCCCCCAAACUGGCUGGGAUCGGAUACUCCAGCUGUGUGGUGUGCUUCUUCGUGGCUCUUUACUACAAUGUCAUCAUUGCUUGGAGCUUGUUCUACCUGGGCAACUCCUUCCAGUACCCCCUGCCCUGGGUGCAGUGUCCGGAGACGAGCCCAAACAGAACCGUAAAGGAGUGCCUCAGCAGCUCUCCCACCUCCUACUUCUGGUUCCGCAAGGCCCUGGACAUCACUGACUCCAUCGAGGAGACAGGCUUCAAUCCCAUCAUGACCGGCUGCCUGCUGGCCGCCUGGGUCAUCGUCUGCCUCGCCAUGAUCAAGGGGAUCAAGUCCUCCGCCAGGGUGAUGUAUUUCUCCUCUGUCUUCCCCUACGUCGUGCUCCUGUGCUUCCUCAUCAGAGGUCUGCUAUUGGACGGUGCGUCUGAAGGCCUCAUCUACAUGUUCUACCCCAAGCUGAAGAUCUGGGGGCAGGUGCAGGUGUGGCGGCAGGCAGCCACCCAGGUGUUCUUCGCCCUGGGGCUGGGCUUCGGCUCGGUCAUCGCCUACUCCUCCUACAACCCUCGCCAUAACAACUGUCACCGUGACGCCCUGAUGGUCUCCAGCAUCAACUUCCUCACCUCCAUCCUGGCCUCCCUGGUGGUGUUCGCCGUGCUGGGCUUCAGAGCCAAGAGCAUCGCCAUGGACUGCGUGGUCCGUAAUGUGGAACUCCUGACAGAGAUGUCUUCCACAGGCUCCGCCCACCAGCAGUGGUUGCCGUGGUCUGAUCCCAGGUCAGUGUCCCUGGGGGAUUACAGAGAGUGGUUCAGCCACCACGGCAGUCAGUUUGGGAGCAACAUCACUGACUGUGACCCGGAAGAGGAAAUGAGCAAGGGUGUGGAGGGGACGGGCCUGGCCUUCAUCGCCUUCACGGAGGCCCUGGCGCUGUUCCCCGGGAGCCCCUUCUGGUCGGCGCUGUUCUUCCUCAUGCUGCUCAACCUGGGCCUCAGCACCAUGUUCGGCACCAUGCAGGGCAUCCUCACCCCCCUCAUGGACAGCUUCAAAGUGCUGGGGCGCCACAAGACCCUGCUCACCGUGUUCAGCUGUGCUCUGGGCUUCCUGAUUGGUCUGCUGUUCACCCAGCGCUGUGGGAACUACUUUGUGACGAUGUUCGACGACUACUCCGCCACCCUGCCCCUCAUCAUCGUGGUCGUAUUUGAGACUUUCAGCGUGUCCUGGCUCUACGGGGCUGACCGCUUUCUGGAUGACAUCGAGGUCAUGCUGCACUGGCGCCCCCCAGUGGUGUAUAAGUAUAUGUGGAAGUACGUGUGCCUGCUGUCCAUGAUUGGACUCCUGGGGGCCAGCUUGCUCCGGAUGCUUUUCAAACGUCCCACUUACACCGCCUGGAAUCACAGCACGGCGAAGGAGACGACGCUGGAGUACCCCGGCUGGGCCCUGGCCCUGCUGGCCAUGCUGAUCCUCAUCGCCUCGCUGCCCAUCCCCCUGGGCUACGCCCACUCCCUCCUGCAGGCCCGGCUGGGCCGCGCCGGGGGGGGCGGGUCCGACGAGCAGGAGGCGGAGCCGGAGCGCCGCCCCAAGCCCGGCUCGACCGCGGGCGACGGGGACGAGGACGGGGACGACGACCGCCCCGCCGCCUCCUUCCUGCCCAUCGCCGUCGACCGUUACCGGCUCCUCCCCCAGCAGGAGGAGGCCGAAGAUGAGGAAGAGGAGGAGGAGGAGGACACGGGGGUCUGAGAGAGGGCAGGGCCACGGAGGGACGAAGGGGCGAAGGGAACAAAAAAAACCAACAAACGGCCAGAACCGGCCAACGCCCGCAGGCCCCCCCAGAGGGAAGUGCGCGGCAGUGGACCGCGAACGAAAAGGCGGACGAAACAGACAGUUAGCGCCCUCGUUCUCGAGCGCCUGUUUCCAGAGCAGCGAGCGCGUUUCUGCGCGCGGUGGGACCGUGGCCCCUCCCCCAUCCCUGUCAUUAGCGUUCUUAGCAAGCAGUCUCCCUCCCUCCCUCCCUCCCUCCCUGCCUCCCUCCCUCACUCACUCACUCACUCACUCUAACAACCCUCAUCCUCAUUAUCGGAAAAGGUUAAGUGCGAAACGUAAUGGCGGCCGUUUCCCGCCGAGCCGUGGGCAGCCUUGGGUUUACCGUCGCGGCGGGGUUCGGAGAGAGAGCAGAGCGGGCGGCCGCUCGCGCCGCCGUGGGGGCGCGUUUCUGAAUCCGUCGCCGCGUUUGUUUGCUUGCUUUGACCGAUCGUACAGCUUGAACAGACUGGAAGAGCCUGACCGACCAGCAGUCCCACCCACCCUGGGUGACAUUAUAGCCAAUCGCGUGCUGCCUUGUGUGACGUUACAGCCAAUCGCGCUGCCUUGUGCGACCCUACAGCCAAUCACGUGCUGCCUUGUGCGACCCUACAGCCAAUCACGCUUAGCCUUGUGCAACCCUACAGCCAAUUAACCCGGAGAGCCAUUACCCAUAGCCCCAGCUCUCUUAUUACAGAUUUGAUCCUGCCCGCCCCCAAUGGCUAAAGCCUGCCCUUUCACACAGGGAAUUUUACAUAUCAAAUAACCCGCGUUGGGUGAUGUCAUAAUGGAUGCGGCAAUCAAUUUGUGUCUGAUGCUGUGAUGACCUUACCUAAUAACCUCGGACCUGCUGUCGGACCCAGGUUCCCUGCAGUGUGUGAGAUUGUGUGUGUGCUCCAGCACAGUGUAUCCUGUACAGAAAAGCUGAUAUUCAGUGAUUAAUCCUGUCACGUUGUUAUAUUGCUGUAUCGUAAGUUAUAUUGUAUAUUGUACCCAAAGCCAACCCUCUUUAAAUGGUCGAUCAAAGUGAAGGUCAGGCUGUAUUUAAAUUAUGUUUGUUGUGUAAGCCACACAGUAGCAUGGCCAGCGUUCAUUCAACUCUAACAGUGUUAAUUCAACUCGGACAGAUAACACAACAAAUGUUAUCCGUUGGAGUUGAAUUAACACUGGACAUUUUACUGUGCGGGAGGAGGACACAGGAAGUAGUCAUUUCUGUUUCCUGUUUCCUGUUUACUUACUGUUAGAUCGUGGGCUUGUGGGAAGGAGAUGGACUUGAGGUCUGAAGCCUUAUUCUCAGCGACUGAGGUGAUGUUUCGUAUUUACGCUACCUACAAAAGGAACAGAAUGGCUUGUUAGAAUCGCAACAUAUCCCUACAGAGCUGUCCUUUACACUUCUGCAGCAAGCUCAGAUUCCACCGUGUGGUGAAGUACGAGCUUAGAGUUGGGGCAUGUGAGCCAUCAGUGCUUCUCAAGCGCUAGCCCAGUUAGCAUAAGCGGGAGGUCCAAUUUAUCCCACAAGGCCCUUCUGUUUUCCUGCCAAUGCAAAAGCCAAAGAGAAAAAAACCCUCAUCGUGUCUGGAAGAGUGCCAUUUCAUUUUACUGUAUUUAUUUAUCUUUGAAAGAAAAAUAAAGAAAAUAAAAGCGUUUUUGGUCUACUUUUAAGCGAAUUAGACUGCUGGUCUAGAACCACAUCUCUGGAUCAUGCAUAUUUACAGUAUUGAUAAUUAUGUACGCGCAUAUUUAAAAAAAAAAAAAAAAAAAGUCUAAUCAGUGCAUGUAGCCAGCCGGGUGCUAUUAAAAGAUGAUAUGGAGACAUUAGAGAAAAGCGCAUCUGUCAUGACUGUGGACAGAGCUAAACCAGUGUCUGCCCAAGAUUGCCUGGUAAAUAUGUACACAGACACUGAGCCAAAAGAAGCAGUCUUAUGCCCGUGCAUAUAUAAUUAUUUUUAUACAUAUUAUUCUUGAUUUGGCUCCGUACUCCGCAGUUCGAUGUGUAAUCGAACAAUUCCCAUGUGGUUAAAUUCUCUGCCUGAAAUGGGGGCGAUGUGUAAAAAGUUCUGUAAUGGUGGCGAAAGCAAAGUGUUUGAAAACAUUCUUCAUUACAAGCUGGGAAUCUGAGAAUUGUGAUUAAAUAUAAGAAUCAAGCAAAUAUGUCUAAAAAUGUCACAAAAUAAAUAUGUCUGUCUCAAACA
Molecule: messenger RNA, 4676 nt
Organism: Anguilla anguilla (European eel)
Lineage: Eukaryota; Metazoa; Chordata; Actinopteri; Anguilliformes; Anguillidae
Gene: slc6a16a
Product: solute carrier family 6 member 16a
Exons: 12
Coding region: 349-2424 (691 amino acids)
Biological process (GO): sodium ion transmembrane transport
Cellular component (GO): membrane
Source: RefSeq, a predicted model, not a curated record